This is a messenger RNA of Caenorhabditis briggsae, 1047 nucleotides long. The coding region runs from base 1 to 1047 and encodes 348 amino acids. The record is from RefSeq and is a predicted model, not a curated record. Lineage: Eukaryota; Metazoa; Nematoda; Chromadorea; Rhabditida; Rhabditidae. The transcript is spliced from 4 exons.
AUGCACAGUCUUCACACUUUUCCUGUUCUUUGCCUCUUGCUCGCUCAUCGAGCCGUUUCUGUAGAUCCGAAAUAUAUACAAGCUCACGCACCUACUGCACCACCUGGAAGUGUUCUUGGUGGCGCUUUUGGUGGGGCUCCGAAGCCCGAUCAGGUGCAAUGGAUCACACAGAAUAGCGGAGGAAAACUCAUGCACAUUCCCGUUACGGAAAAAACCACUCCAGAGGCAAUCACAACUCCAACUACAGUGCCCACCACAGAAGUACCUACUACAGUAGCUUCUAUUGCGGUAUCUACAACCAUGCUUCCAACGACGGAGCCUGCAACUACUGCAACUCCAACUAGCGUAGCCACAGAGGCUCCAACUACCAUGACUGCAACUACCGUAAAUACUGAAGCUUCAACUACUGUGACCUCCACUGCGGUACCCACAACCGAACCUCCAAAAACAGAACCUCCAACUACAGUGACUCCAACUACCGUCACCACAGAAGCUCCAACUACCGUGACUUCCACUGCAGUCCCUACCACAGUAUCUCCAACCACCGUACCUUCAACAACUGAGUCUUCAACGAUCGUACCAACAACCCCAACACAAGCGAACAAUCCAACUCCAGCCACAAGUGCUUCACCGCAAACCACAACAGAUGACGGUUUAAAUAUUUUAUCGGCUAAUGGACUUGCACAUUUCAGCGGCUUACUUCCAACUGGUCAAAAAAUCAGAGAUUUGCCUGACCAAUUCGAAAUCUAUAAUGGAACCUCCGAUGGUAGCCGUAUUGUUGCCAAUAAUAAAGGUCUUUAUGUUCUCCAUCCGGUUCAGAGGCAAAGUAAAGAAGUGAUGUAUGACCCACACACAAUCGGACAAGUUCUGGGUUAUCUUUAUGAGAAGAACGAGUUUGGAAAUAAAAAACCACCAGGUGGAAAGUAUUCCAUUGAGCUAUUUGGAGGCAAAGUUCCAACCAAGUUCCGUCGUGGAGCGCCUGGAACCCGACGUGCAAGACUUGUUUUCAGAAAGAAGGAAUUUAAGAAGAGUUCGAUUAGUUUUUAA